Scutellospora calospora is the source of this 154-nucleotide messenger RNA. The record is from the annotation of a GenBank genome assembly. Lineage: Eukaryota; Fungi; Glomeromycota; Glomeromycetes; Diversisporales; Gigasporaceae.
AUGUCAACGUUAAUCACUGAAUUUGAAGAUAUUUUAAAUGCUGAAGUUUAUGUCGACCUUGAUAAGCUGCGAGAAUCGGCUAGACAUGGUGUUCCCAUGAAAGUUCGUGGGGAAGUAUGGAAGUAUUUACUUGGAGUUAAUCCAGCUGAUAGAU